Molecule: messenger RNA, 2348 nt
Organism: Daphnia magna
Lineage: Eukaryota; Metazoa; Arthropoda; Branchiopoda; Diplostraca; Daphniidae
Gene: Fdx2
Product: 2Fe-2S ferredoxin
Exons: 4
Coding region: 1784-2278 (164 amino acids)
Biological process (GO): positive regulation of oxidoreductase activity; P450-containing electron transport chain
Cellular component (GO): mitochondrion
Molecular function (GO): 2 iron, 2 sulfur cluster binding
Source: RefSeq, a predicted model, not a curated record
GCCAGGCUGUCUGCCAGCUCCGGAGACGCUCGUUGCGACGAAACCGACCGGGGAAAUGCCACGGCAUGGCAUAGAUAACAAACAUAUAGUGCCGUUACGAUAUAAUACAGUUUACAUCGUACACGUACUGUACAAAAAGGUAUCUUAUCGCGACGCUUUGCCCGCGUUUAAAGAUCAAAUAAGACCUUUCCGCAUGAGAAAGAAAAAAAAUAUAUGUAUAUACUACUUUCCGGGGUUGUUUUUUUUUUUUCGUUUUUCAGCUUUACAAUUUUAAGUUGAUAAUGUGGGGGGAAUGAUGGCAACAUUUUUGCGCGUAUGCAUGAAUUAAUUGAUUUCUCAAGUUAUUCAGUUUUAUUCGUGGAAAAUGCAUUUCUAAUUCAUGUAUGCCGAUGGAAGUUCAAAUUUCUAGCCACUGUUUGACAGGUGAUAUGCAAUGGUUCCAAACUCCGGUGAGAAAAAAAAAAUAUGGUGGCCUUAAGAGUGUCGGCCUGAGUGGUUGAUGCGUAGAUAAUAGCGAAUGCGUUAUCGCCGUGUAAGAUCGUAAGCGUGAUUUGUAUGUUAUUUCAUUUGGCGAGUCCGACUGCUGUCUCAUGAAUUAUUGUUGCGGUAUUUUUUUAUUUUUUUUUCAAGCGUUAAUGUUACACUUCCAUGUACCCUAUACAGAAAUGCUCACCUGACAACAAACUUAGCGGGCGCUAAGUGACUGCUUAUCAGCUGUAGAGCGGGUCAUAUUCAUAUAAUUUUAACUGCUCUCGAAAAGUCGUUUUCUUUUGGGUUGAAAUACUGAGAGGGAAAAACAAUUUCUUAUCCACAAUAGUCGAGCCAUUUUGGCAGCUCAUUCAGCAAUGGUCGCCGCUUCUGAUGCUGGACAUUAUUGUAACCCUUAUCGUAGGAUGUGUGAGUUUCUAGCAUUAAUUACAUGUUAUUUGAACGUUGGUUGUCGCACGUACUCGCUAAAUAUGAUUGAGGGGAUCCGCCAAAGUUCUUGAGGUACUAUCCAGAAGCUAUCGCCAUAAGUUGGCUGCAAUAAAUGCAGAAAUGGGAUAGAAAAAGAUGCACAUUCAGUAGCGUACAGAAUGGUAAAAUUCCUGCUGUGAUAUGAUUAGCAUGUUGGAAUUCUGAUUUGGUACCUGUUAAUCCUGGAGGGAUCUUGCUCAGUCUACUUCCGUUUUUUUUUUUUUUUUCUUUCAUUUUGGUUGGUUUUUUGUUCCAUGAACGACGUUCGAAACCGAGAAGGAAGGACGGUUUGUGUGUCGAAAGAAAUUAAGUCAGCGGAUGUUUCUCACGCUGUUGUAACCGACUCACCUGUAUAGGCGUGGAAGGCUAAUUAGUAUGCCUAAGCACGGUAAUUUCCCGCCAAGUGAAUAAACAGAUCAUGUCGUUGACUUAAUCGUGGCUUCCGUGUAAGGAAAAUUCUGGUAAACUUCGUAAAUCAUCUGAAUUCUUUUUAAUCGGAAAAAUGUAAUUUUUUUUUUCUUUUCCAGUUCUUUUAGUCGACUACAUCGCAAUCUAUAAUAUUUUUUAUCAGACAAAGCUCUCUGCUCUGCUUUUAGGUGAAAUAAUUGAUAAAGUUCCCGAUAUAUACUAAUGACAAGAUCUUCUUUCUAUGGUGAUGCCUGCUGCCAGAACAAAAUCUCCAACGCCAUCUAUCAUUAAGUAUAAAUGUUAGUGCUAAUACUAUUUCCUAGAUGUCGGGAUAGUUAUUUGCAGACGGUAAUCCAGCGUGUGGUUUUUGUUGUUGCUAAGUUGAAUUCCAUUUGUUAUAUUCUGAUUUUAUGCAAAUAUGUUGCGAAUUAUAAGCAAGCUGAGAGUUCCAGCCCAGCGAUCCCUAAUGAUGCUGUGUGAAAAAUCAAACGUUAUUCGUUCAUUGGCGUCGGAUGUUCGGUACCAUGACCGGCGAUCCUUCUGCCAUAGUCUACCUUCUUUUCAAAAGAAAAUGAUUUCUGUCACAUUUGUAAAUAGAGAAGGUAAUUCCAUGCUAGUCAAAGCCAAAGUGGGUGAUACAUUCCUGGAUGCUGCCAUCAAUAAUGACGUGGACCUAGAAGGUUUUGGUGCUUGUGAGGGCACACUCUCAUGCUCAACAUGCCAUAUAAUUUUCAAGAAGGAAGAUUUUGAUAAACUUCCAGAGAAACCAUCUGACGAAGAGAUGGAUAUGCUUGAUCUAGCAUACGGACUUUGUGACACAUCUCGCUUGGGAUGUCAAAUUACUUUGACAGAAUCAAUGGACGGUAUCGUCGUAACAGUUCCGGCUCAAGUAGCAGAUGCCAGGGAUCGAUAGCACUUAGCACAAAUUUAAAAGCUGUAAUAUACUUUCUCGAGCAUUACAAAAUACAUUAAAAGUGCAAAGA